UGAAAUUUAAUAAGGAUGGGUCAUUUAAACUAAAACAUAAAACAUUUUAUGACACCGGAUGUGGCAUUCUAUUCCUUUAUCCAUAUAAAAUAAAGCAUUUAGCUUUAAUUAUGGCUGGUACUGAUUAUAAAGGUCUUGAUCAAAUCGCCAAAUUAUUUCCUAAAAGAACUGGAGUUCCUAUUCCGGAUUGGAUUAUUGUAGGACCUGAAACUGCAUGGAAAGGUGCUGGUGGAUUACUCGGUGCUGG
Molecule: messenger RNA, 247 nt
Organism: Scutellospora calospora
Lineage: Eukaryota; Fungi; Glomeromycota; Glomeromycetes; Diversisporales; Gigasporaceae
Source: the annotation of a GenBank genome assembly